This is a messenger RNA of Rhizopus microsporus ATCC 52813, 768 nucleotides long. RefSeq lists its product as uncharacterized. The record is from RefSeq and is a predicted model, not a curated record. The coding region runs from base 1 to 768 and encodes 255 amino acids. NCBI's taxonomy places the organism in Eukaryota, Fungi, Mucoromycota, Mucoromycetes, Mucorales, Rhizopodaceae. The transcript has 2 exons.
AUGAAUACUGAGAACAAUGGUUACAAUCAAGCUGAGCCUCCUGCAUGGACCAUGAAAUUCUUUAACCGCCUUUCCUCCUUGGAAGCUAAGUUCGCGUCUUCCCCUUUCUUACAGGAAGACUCCAACGUGGUUGUUCGGUCUCCCGGGGCUGAUUUCACUCCUUCUUCAGCCCUUUUGGAACAUUGCCCCUUCCUUGAGGAAGAUUUCUUCCGUCGUCUUCUUCCGGAUACUGAGCGCCGGCGUUUCCUAUUUGAAUGUCCUAAGAACACCAUUCGUUCCUGCAAUCCACCUGAACUCAGUAAGGUUAACCUGUCAGGUCCCACUCGUCGCUUGGACACUCAAUUGUAUAAUAUCCAGUAUCGCCUCUCUAGUCUUACUCGUCUUAUUGACUGGUUCACAGCUAUUCACGAGCUUCUGUCCGAUUUGGCGACGCACAUCACCAAGCAACGUACUUCUAACGUGUCCCAAGGUAUUUCUGCUUCUUGCAAUCCUCCUUCCGACGAGCCUCAGAACUAUCUCUUGGGCCCCAAAAAUAUGGUGGAUCAUAUCAAACUGGCUCAAGCAGUACAAGCCUCUACACGUAGAUACUCCAGGUCUCGACCUAAUCGCGUCAUCUCGCCCCAAUCAUCUUCAACAGCCGCAUCUAAUAUAUCCCUUAGCGGCUCGACUUCUAACACCACUACUGACAACACUUCUAUUGUUCAGUCAAAAUCUGUGCAACAACAGCAGGGUUUUCAGUCUCGCCCCAACAUCACCAAGAGGGAAUAA